Messenger RNA from Oryzias melastigma (Indian medaka), 564 nucleotides. RefSeq names its product olfactory receptor 2T1-like. Gene Ontology annotation, cellular component: membrane. The annotation marks the transcript as partial. Gene Ontology annotation, biological process: G protein-coupled receptor signaling pathway. Gene Ontology annotation, molecular function: G protein-coupled receptor activity. Lineage: Eukaryota; Metazoa; Chordata; Actinopteri; Beloniformes; Adrianichthyidae. The record is from RefSeq and is a predicted model, not a curated record. The transcript is spliced from 2 exons.
CUGCUGCUGAAUUCUCUUCUUUUCAGCACAAAUAUUUACCCCAAACUUCUAAUUGACUUCUUGUCUGACCAACAGAUCAUUUCUCUUUCUUUAUGCCACUUGCAGAGCUUUAUUUAUUACACCUUGUGUGGUGCGGAGUUCUUAUUGUUGUCUGCAAUGGCUUAUGACAGGUAUGUGUCAAUAUGUAAGCCUCUCCAAUAUGCAAGCAUUAUGAACAGAUCCACCGUCUCUAUUUUGCUGGUUCUAUCUUGGCUUUUGCCUGCUUGUCAGCUCAUUCCGUCACUUUUUAUGAUAAGCAACUUAGAAAUGUGUCACUUUUCUUUAAAAGGAAUUUUCUGCAAUAAUGGAAUUUCUAAACUUUACUGCAUGAACUCAGCAACAACGUAUGUUGUUUACGGUGUGUUUAUUAUCCUUACUACUAUAUUCAUUCCUAUGAUUUUUAUAAUCUUUACCUACACAAAAAUACUUUUGGUGUCGUAUCGAAGCAGCAUGAACGUCAGAAGAAAAGCUGCGCAGACGUGCUCGCCUCACCUGCUGGUCCUGAUCAGUUUCUCCUACUCCUAA